This is a messenger RNA of Nestor notabilis (Kea), 1097 nucleotides long. RefSeq names its product TIMP metallopeptidase inhibitor 4 (gene TIMP4). Gene Ontology annotation, cellular component: extracellular matrix. The record is from RefSeq and is a predicted model, not a curated record. Gene Ontology annotation, molecular function: protease binding; metalloendopeptidase inhibitor activity. Gene Ontology annotation, biological process: negative regulation of endopeptidase activity; negative regulation of membrane protein ectodomain proteolysis. The transcript is spliced from 4 exons. The annotation marks the transcript as partial. NCBI's taxonomy places the organism in Eukaryota, Metazoa, Chordata, Aves, Psittaciformes, Psittacidae.
UGAUUCGAGCAAAAAUAUCCAGCGAGAAGGUGGUUCCUGCCAGUGAUGAUCCUCUUGAUACCCACAAAAUGAUCCGGUAUGAAAUCAAACAAAUAAAGAUGUUUAAAGGAUUUGAAAAGGUCAAGGAUGUCCAGUAUGUCUAUACCCCUUUUGAUUCGUCCCUCUGUGGUGUGAAACUAGAAGCUAACAACAAAAAACAGUAUCUCUUGACAGGCCAAAUUUUAAAUGAUGGUAAAGUCUUCAUCCAUUUAUGCAACUACAUUGAACCAUGGGAUGAUUUAUCCUUGUCUCAAAAGAAGAGUCUUAAUCAGAGAUACCAAAUGGGCUGUGGCUGCAAAAUUACGACCUGCUACAUGGUGCCCUGUUCCAUCACUGCACCGAAUGAGUGCCUUUGGACAGACUGGCUGAUAGAAAGAAAGCUGUACGGGCACCAAGCCAAGCACUAUGCCUGCAUCAAGAGAAGUGAUGGCACUUGCAGCUGGUACCGAGGUGGUCCUCCCCCAGAGAAAGACUUUAUUGAUAUCGGCGAACCUUAAAGCCAUCCCUUUCUAGAAAGCCUUGGAGGCUAAUUCCAUCAAACACUGCACGCUCACAGCUUUGAACUGCCAUCGUCUAAUGUAUCUGUUGCUUAGAAACAAAAACAAAUUGUCCUGUACAGCUAAAGUACGAGUCUGUGGAAUUGGCACUCGCGCAAGAUGAGGAACAAAUCUCCUGGAGGUAGCUACUCUUGUAAAGUUACGCUUUGUACAGAGAGGCUCAAGCUGAGAAUGCUCCUCUGUGUCCUCUGAGGCACAACAAGUUUCCUUUUUACCAAUAUGAAUGUACAAGAACAAACGAAUUGCCAGAAUUUUGUCCCCUAUUUCUGUUAACUUACAGCAUAAGAGUGCCCCAUGUUUCAUUCCAGAUCUUUCUGAUGAACUACAGAAUGUUUCAUAGAACUAUUUUUUCCUGUAUGAAAGCCUUCUGAUACAAAAGAAUUAUUGUACAGUGUAUAUGUAAAGUGUUAUAACAAUGUGCUAUAAAAAAGAUUAAAAAAUCCCUCUAUCUUCUCAUCUGCUGAAACAAGUUGAACAAUUCUCUGAUUAAAACAAUCUGUG